GUGUGCGUGCGCGCGCGGCGGCCCAGGUACGCGGACAAGAUGGCGGCGGCAGGGGGCGAGAGCGCGAUGGACGUGGUGCCGGCGCUGGCGGAGGAGGCCGCGCCGGAGGCGGCGGGCCUCAGCUGCCUCGUCAGCCUGCCGGGCGAGGUGCUGGAGUACAUCCUGUGCAGCGGCUCGCUGACGGCCGCCGACAUCGGCCGCGUCUCCAGCACCUGCCGGCGGCUGCGCGAGCUGUGCCAGAGUAGCGGGAAGGUGUGGAAGGAGCAGUUCCGGGUGAGGUGGCCUUCCCUUAUGAAACACUACAGCCCCACCGACUACGUCAAUUGGUUGGAGGAGUAUAAAGUUCGGCAAAAAGCUGGGUUAGAAGCCCGGAAGAUUGUAGCCUCCUUCUCAAAGAGGUUCUUUUCAGAGCACGUCCCUUGUAACGGUUUUAGUGACAUUGAGAAUCUUGAGGGACCAGAGAUAUUUUUUGAAGAUGAACUGGUGUGUAUCCUAAAUAUGGAAGGAAGAAAAGCUUUAACCUGGAAAUACUACGCAAAAAAAAUUCUUUACUACCUACGACAACAGAAAAUUUUAAAUAAUCUUAAGGCUUUUCUUCAGCAGCCUGAUGACUAUGAAUCAUAUCUUGAAGGUGCCGUGUAUAUUGACCAGUACUGCAACCCACUCUCCGACAUCAGCCUCAGAGACAUCCAGGCCCAGAUCGACAGCAUCGUAGAGCUGGUUUGCAAAACCCUCCGUGGCAUAAACAGCCGACACCCUAGCUUGGCCUUCAAGGCAGGCGAAUCCUCCAUGAUAAUGGAAAUAGAACUCCAGAGCCAGGUGCUGGAUGCCAUGAACUAUGUCCUUUAUGACCAGCUGAAGUUCAAGGGGAACCGAAUGGAUUACUAUAAUGCCCUAAACUUAUAUAUGCACCAGGUUUUGAUCCGCAGAACAGGCAUCCCGAUCAGCAUGUCUCUGCUCUACUUGACAGUUGCCCGGCAGCUGGGGGUCCCACUGGAGCCUGUCAACUUCCCAAGUCACUUCUUAUUGAGGUGGUGCCAGGGUGCAGAAGGGGCGACUCUGGACAUCUUUGACUACAUCUACAUAGAUGCCUUUGGGAAAGGCAAGCAGCUGACAGUGAAAGAAUGUGAAUACUUGAUCGGCCAGCAUGUGACCGCAGCGCUAUAUGGGGUGGUCAACGUAAAGAAGGUGUUACAGCGAAUGGUGGGAAACCUUUUAAGCCUGGGAAAGCGGGAAGGCAUCGACCAGUCGUACCAGCUCCUGAGGGACUCGUUGGACCUGUACCUGGCAAUGUACCCGGACCAGGUGCAGCUUCUCCUCCUUCAAGCCCGGCUCUACUUCCACCUGGGAAUCUGGCCAGAGAAGUCUUUCUGUCUUGUCUUGAAGGUGCUUGACAUCCUCCAGCACAUCCAGACCCUCGACCCCGGGCAGCACGGGGCGGUGGGCUAUCUGGUGCAGCAUACGUUAGAGCACAUUGAGCGCAAGAAGGAGGAGGUGGGCGUGGAGGUGAAGCUCCGGUCCCACGAGAAGCACAGAGACGUCUGCUACUCCAUUGGGCUCAUUAUGAAGCAUAAGAGGUAUGGCUAUAACUGUGUGAUCUAUGGUUGGGACCCCACCUGCAUGAUGGGACACGAAUGGAUUCGAAACAUGAACGUCCACAGCCUGCCUCAUGGCCAUCAUCAGCCUUUCUAUAAUGUCCUGGUGGAGGAUGGUUCCUGUAGAUAUGCAGCCCAAGAAAACUUGGAAUAUAACGUGGAGCCUCAAGAAAUCUCACACCCCGAUGUUGGACGCUAUUUCUCAGAGUUUACUGGCACUCACUACAUCCCGAACGCAGAGCUAGAAAUUCGAUAUCCAGAGGAUCUGGAGUCUGUCUAUGAAACAGUGCAGAACAUUUACAGUGCAAAGAAGGAGAACGUGGAGUGAAGACUAGUAGGGGACAUUGGACCUUUGCUGCUGCUGCUAUCUUCCCAGAGAACAGGAUUCCGGAAGAAGACGUCUCCACGGGUCCCUCUGGAUUCACACCACCGGGAAAGCCACUGAACCAGUAGUGCUGUCUGCCUCCUUCCAAGCUGAAAUGACGUGUGCUCCCCUUCAGCUGCAAAGACAGUGUUGCUCUCCGCCUACACUAGUGAAUUCAUUUGAAAGGCACUGUGUUCAGUGGCAUGGCUUGUAUGCUUGUCCUGUGGUGACAGUUCGUGACAUUCUGUCUUCAUGAGGUCUCACUGUCGACACUCUUAGAAUCAUUCUUUUUGUUCCCUUUCCAUUAUGUCUGUUUGCAUUUGUCUCAGAACGUUUCAUUUGCUGGACAGAUGGGGUUAUGUGUUUGCACUCAUUUCUUCCUGAUUUCUCUGUGGAACGUGUGCAGUCCUAAGUCAGGAUUGUUUCUUUUUACCCCGAAUUGAGUUGCUUAUUCAACGGUAACGCUGUAAGUGAUGUGGUAGCCUCUUGGGAAUAGAGACAUUAACAAACUAAUGGUAAUCAGAAUCAUGUGAAUUUAUUUUUUUUCUAAUUUUUAAAGCAGAUUUCAGGUGUUUUUUUUGGUUAUUUGAAUUGGGAGAAUGACAUGGUUUCCCUUCCAUAUUCCUCUCGGGAUUUAUGCUUAUAUCUCAAUGAAUCCUUAGUUUUCUAUUUUAUUAUAUAACAUUAUUUGAGAAAAUGCAUAAUAAUGAUUUUUGUGAAUGAAUUUUUCCACAUUCAUCUACUAUUCUUCCCUUUAAAAUAAGUAUUUUUUUAAAUCCAGUAUCAUGUGUAGAUCUUAAAUUAGUGAUGGGUUCUCUUUAUAGUAGGAAGUACAAUCUAAUGUUAAAAUGUUUGCCUUUAGAAACCAUGCUCUAUGGUCUCCAAAGACCUAAAAAUGAGGUUUCAGGAAAAAAAAAGAAAUAAUGAACCU
This is a messenger RNA of Ceratotherium simum simum (southern white rhinoceros), 2890 nucleotides long. RefSeq names its product F-box protein 21 (gene FBXO21). Gene Ontology annotation, molecular function: protein binding; DNA binding. The record is from RefSeq and is a predicted model, not a curated record. NCBI's taxonomy places the organism in Eukaryota, Metazoa, Chordata, Mammalia, Perissodactyla, Rhinocerotidae.